CCGGCUUCCGGCGCCAGGGACGUCGCCGCCGCCUCCGCGCUAUGGCGGCGCACGGCCGGCGGGUCUCUGACUGGCACCGCCUGAUCCCCCUCGCCUGGGCCCACGUUGCCAGGCGGACUCCUCUCCGAGAACAGAAGAGGACAUGUGCAUCUUUGUUGUGUCAGCUGGCCACAGCCUCCAAAGGCGGGAGCCUCCGGAAGGUAUCCUGUGUGGAGCCCAGAAAGUAUGUGCGGGAAUCAGAGUGCAGGGCAAAUGUCACCCGGUACCGUCUUGAGCAGAGGACUCCUGUGGCUCGAGGAGUCUUGGAGCGAGAGAAGGUCAUCAGUGCCCUCCUGGACAUGGGUUUCAGUGACAUCCACGUUAACGAAUUGCUCAGUAUGUGGCCAAGUGUGCCUACUCAACAGGUGCUGGACUUCAUUUCUGAAUUAAUACUCUUGGGUUUGAACCCAGAGCCUGUGUAUGUGGCCGUGAAGAAAAGCCCCGAGCUGUUGAAACUGCCUAUGAUGCACGUGAGGAAGCGCUCCAGUUACCUGCGCAAGCUCGGGCUUGGCGAAGGGAAACUCAAGACAGUGCUUCUCUGUUGCCCGGAAAUCUUCACCAUGCCCCAGAGGGACAUCGACGGCAUUGUUGGGGUUCUCAGGGAGAAGUGUCUUUUCACAGUACAGCAGGUGACCAGGAUUUUGCACAGAUGCCCCUAUGUUCUUCAGGAGGACCCCGGUGAACUGGAGUACAAAUUCCAGUAUGCCUAUUUCAGGAUGGGGGUCAAGCAUGCGGACGUGGUGAGGACCGACUUCCUGCGGUACUCCGUCACCAGGAUCCAGCAGAGACAUGUAUUCCUUGAGCGCCUGGGACGGUACCAAACCCCUGAUAAGAAGGGCCAGACCCGGGUCCCCAAUCCUUUGCUCAAGGACAUCCUCAGAGUGUCAGAAGCUGAGUUUCUGGCCAGGACGGCCUAUUCCUCUGCUGCAGAAUUUGACGUUUUUAAGAAGCUCUUCGCUCGGGAGGAGGAAGAGAAGACCGAGAGCCCCAUUUCUGACAGUGAGAGGCUGAGUGUGGACGAGGAAGAGGAGGAUGAAGAGGAGGGGGAGGAGGAGUGACGGAAGUCAGGAGUGAAGAGCCCGCACACACCCGAGAGUGUUUUAAUUCUCUCAGAGCUUCUGAGAGCUUCACUUGGAUCUUCCCAGGUUAUUUUUCCUGCUAAAACUGGUCUUCUGGUGAAAACAUUAUUCUAAAUCACCUGAGAAGCAGGUCAGACUAAGGAGGGGCUACGUUAGUGUGAUCUGUGGCCGGGUCUCUGUGGGGAGGGCCUCUUCCGACCGGCAUGAGCCUUCCUCUGAGCUGUUACACUCAGGGGGCCUCAGGACCUCGACAUUGGGUUUGGUUUUCUGUGUUGUAUGUGCAGGUGAUGAUUCCAUGACUAUGGGGGGGGCCCUCCCUGUGGUUCGAGUCCUUGUACGUUUCCCUCUAGUGAUAAGCGUACAAUCAGGAGCAGGCAGUGAGGCCUCUGUACAUCACAGCACUUUAUUCUAUGGAAACAAGCAGCAGGUUUCCCACAGAAACACUCGGGUUUGAGUCCACAGUUACUGCUCCCGAACUGUGCUCAGCGCCCAGCACUGGAAAGGGGGUUGUUGGUGAGGUGUGGUUUCAUCUUGCACGGCUUCUCAGUGCCGGCGGAGGGUUGGGGGGCGGCUCCCUGUGUGUGAGGCCGGGGUCCUGGCUCUCACCUCUCAGGGGAGCAUGCGUGGCGGCUCACGGCCGGUGGGCCACAUCCUGGCCUGAAGGCUCUGGCGGCCACAGGGUGCUGCCCCUGGAAUGUGCCAGAACAGGAAGGGGCUGGGUGGUCCGACCCGUCACCUCCCCAUCGCCCAUUUUGCGGAAGUGGCUCCUGAGCCCAGCGGAGAAGAGGACGCGCACAGGGUCUUUGGUGGGGCAGGACCUGGUUUCCUCCAGGGAGCCCCUCGGGGAACCCGGUGAGCCUCAGGGGUGAUUUGGGGAGCAGAUGUGAUAGGAGUCAUCUCUGAGGUAGAGGCCUGGCCCUGACGGCCUGGGCUCCAUGGGGAGGGCCGGUGCAUCUCAGAACGUCCUGGGCGUUCCUGCCUUGGGGGGAACCUGCACAGGGCUGGUGACCCAGAGAUGUUUUUGGUGAUGCGACUAAAAUCCGGGUCUUGGCAGCAUUUUAACAACUGUGUAAAAUUUUGGUGCUUGGCUGUAUUUUUCCAGCAGAGACUGCGUAGGGAUCCUGGUGGGUAGCGGUUUCCACCUGGGGCGAUCUGGACCCCAGGGAACGUCUGGCAACAUCUGAGAAUGUUUUCGGUUGUGAGGACAAAGAGAGGGUGCUGUUGGGAUCUCAUGGGUGGAGACGAGAGCUGUUAAACAUCCCGCGGGGCCCGGACGGCCUCACCGCGGAGCCAUCCAGCCAGGUUGUCAGUGGGGCUGAGGCCGGGGAGCUGCUCUGACGCCUGGUCCGGGGGGUUGGGAGCAGGCUUAUGCUUCGUAUUUCCUUUAUUUAAAACAACAGUCAGUAGCCGUGUGUUUGCGUUCUGUCCCCCAUGCACUGGAAUGUUCUUAUAGGUCUGAGCCAUGUUUGCUAUGGGGACUCAGCACCGAGGCCCAGGCGCUUCUGUUUUCUCCAGGCUCGUGUGGGAGCCUGACUGCAAAGAGACAUCCUCUGGGAAGGAAGGUAGCCCAGUGAGUCCCUGUGCGGCUUUGGAGGCCAGUGUCACGGUAGUGGCUGGCCGCGGGAGCGUUCCCACGAAGGGAGGUGCGCGGGAGGUGGCUGGCCCUGACCGGGGCGGGGCCGGGCUAUGCGGGAGGGAGGGCAGCGGGCGGGCGGGGCUGGCCUCUGCGCAGCUCCUGCAGCAGGAGAAGGAAGGUUUUGUCUUCACUGGGGUUCUUAGCCGUGGGCAAGAUUGUUUGAAAACGAAAGCAUUUCACUCUGCCAGUGUAUUCGCUCACUCUUCGGUUUGUGGCGUCCGAGUGACCGGCACUUUCCCUGGAGCCUCAGAUGGGCUGUGGUGCCCAGCCGGGCGACUAAGUAGCAUUAUAAAUUUCUGUGACUGGAAUGGCUAACCUAGCAAUUCACGACUACUCCUUUCAUUUUGAUGCAGAAAUAAAUUUCUGUGUACCUGA
Molecule: messenger RNA, 3129 nt
Organism: Hyaena hyaena (striped hyena)
Lineage: Eukaryota; Metazoa; Chordata; Mammalia; Carnivora; Hyaenidae
Gene: MTERF4
Product: mitochondrial transcription termination factor 4
Exons: 4
Coding region: 42-1097 (351 amino acids)
Biological process (GO): mitochondrial ribosome assembly; regulation of DNA-templated transcription
Cellular component (GO): mitochondrion
Molecular function (GO): double-stranded DNA binding
Source: RefSeq, a predicted model, not a curated record